This is a messenger RNA of Hevea brasiliensis (rubber tree), 1407 nucleotides long. RefSeq names its product lysine--tRNA ligase, chloroplastic/mitochondrial. Gene Ontology annotation, cellular component: mitochondrion; cytosol. Gene Ontology annotation, biological process: lysyl-tRNA aminoacylation. Gene Ontology annotation, molecular function: ATP binding; tRNA binding; lysine-tRNA ligase activity. The record is from RefSeq and is a predicted model, not a curated record. NCBI's taxonomy places the organism in Eukaryota, Viridiplantae, Streptophyta, Magnoliopsida, Malpighiales, Euphorbiaceae.
GAGAAAAGCUGUAGGCAAUGGUAGCCAAUAGUGAGUGGAGGCAGACAACGCAAUGGAGGCUCUCAAGGUCUGGACACUCUCUUCUAAGCCAUUUCGCCACCUCCUCCACUUAGCUUCUUCCAACACCACAACUAGACCUUGCUACUCCACUCUGGUUCUCCGCUCCUCCUCCUCCAGGGUCGGCGGACGCAAUCGCAGGUCCUGCUCCUCCUCUUCUUCUUCUUCCUCCGCGUCAGACCGUGAAGCUGUCCGCACUAUUAGGCUUAAAAAGAUUGAAGAACUGAGGAGCAAUGGCCUUGAGCCCUACGCCUAUAAGUGGGAUAGGACUCAUACGGCUAAUCAAUUACAAGAGAUAUACAGGCAUCUAGCCAAUAGUGAAGAGUCAAGUAACAUGAGCGAUCAUGUGUCAAUAACAGGCAGAAUUGUUGCUCGCAUAGAAUUUGGAAAGCUUGCCUUUUUGACACUAAGAGAUGACUCAAGGACUAUUCAGCUUUACUGUGAAAAGGAAAGGCUCUUAAAUGGUCAGUUUGAGCAAUUGAAGACACUUGUUGAUAUUGGUGAUAUAUUGGGUGCCAGCGGUUCAAUGAAACGCAUGGAGAAAGGUGAAAUUUCAGUUUGUGUUAGUGCUUUCACUAUUCUUACAAAAUCCCUACUUCCAUUGCCGGACAAAUAUCAUGGCCUAACUGAUGUAGCUAAGCGUUACCGCCAACGAUAUGUUGAUAUGAUUGCAAAUCCUGAAGUUGUUGAUGUCUUUCGUAAAAGAGCCAAGAUUGUUUCUGAGAUUCGCAAGACAAUGGAAUCACUAGGUUUUGUUGAAGUUGAAACUCCAGUUCUGCAGAAUUUGACGAUUCAGAACGCGUCUCCCAGGGUUUUGGGACACAGUCAUCCCGCGAUUUGGGGCUCGCGAUCCAGAAUGCGGAACCUAGGGGAUGUGGAUGGAUUUGAGAGGACGCUUGGAAGAGCAAGUGAGGCAGCACAAUGAGAAGAGGGCAGCAGCUAUUUUAGAAUCAGAACGUGCGGAAGAGAAAAAAAAAUGAACACGAGGAUGAUUCAUGUGAAGUCACACUUGAUGAUGACUUUUUAACUGCUUUGGAAUAUGGAAUGCCUCCUGCUUCAGGAAUGGUAAUCAUCCUUCUAGCAUUGCAUUUUUCUUUUUCAACGAUAUUGUGAACGAAGAUGACUUCUUUCUAUUAAAAAGGAUGCUUGUACAGCCACUGAAAAGAAAAAAAUGAUGCUUGUACAAAGGCUAAAAGAGGUUCUUCCAGCAUUGAUACCUCUGAAGAGUAUGAUAAAUAUUAAAUUUGUUUUGCAUAACAGAAAGUUAUUCUCGACUAUCAAGAUGCUAUUGAAUCCUGAGGUGUCCACACACCUUGCUCAUUUUAAAAUGACAAAGACAGUUAUGUUGCA